GUCGCCAGCGCGGUCCCUCCGGGCAUAACGUCCCGGGCUCGGCCACACAGUCUCCUGGGACGAAGGCGCGGGGUACCAGGACCCCACAGGAUUAUAAAGCAAGUGGCAACGAGGGUGCACCUUAGAGGACCCCUCAGCCAGGAUGGCCAGCAUGCGGAGGCUGCUGAUCUGGACUCUACUGGCCCUGCAUAGGAUCCACUCGGCCGGAGCCCAAGAUGACGUGCCGCCAUACUUCAAGACAGAGCCAGUGCGCACGCAAGUACACCUGGAGGGAAACCGCCUGGUGCUCACGUGCAUGGCCGAGGGCAGCUGGCCGCUGGAGUUCAAGUGGCUGCACAACAACCGGGAACUUACCAGGUUCUCCUUGGAGUACAGCAUCCAAGAGUCGGGGGACUGCUGUGAAAUGAAGAAAUCUACGAAAAGCAUCUGGAACACAGAUGGUGCCAUCAUUGGGAAGGUGACAAUGGUGAUGGCGGUGGUAGAGAGGAUGAUGGUCACGAUGAUGGGAUAG
This is a messenger RNA of Phodopus roborovskii (desert hamster), 511 nucleotides long. RefSeq names its product protein sidekick-2-like. Bases 143 to 511 code for a protein of 122 amino acids. Lineage: Eukaryota; Metazoa; Chordata; Mammalia; Rodentia; Cricetidae. The transcript is spliced from 3 exons. The record is from RefSeq and is a predicted model, not a curated record.